Molecule: messenger RNA, 1388 nt
Organism: Amaranthus tricolor (Joseph's coat)
Lineage: Eukaryota; Viridiplantae; Streptophyta; Magnoliopsida; Caryophyllales; Amaranthaceae
Exons: 3
Coding region: 523-870 (115 amino acids)
Source: RefSeq, a predicted model, not a curated record
UUACCCUUUCUUAAUAUUUAAAAAACAGAAAUAAUAAUUUUGUUAAAAACUUAACAUUCUCACUCCACUUACUACUUUCCCAAAUCAGAAUUUCCAAAGUCUUUCUCUCCCUCUUAUGUUCUUAGCAAUUUCCCAAAUCAGAAUCCCCAACUCAAAAAAUUAGUGUUUCAUCGUCCUUCAUUUGGAAGCCAACGCCUCUCCUUUUUCUUAGAUCAUCUUCAACUAUUAUUUGAAGAAUGGUAAUGAUAUUUUUAUGCAAUUCCUUACGUUUCUGAAGCUUUGUUUCUCAAAUUCUAAAUGCUUUUGUGAAGCUUGAUUCGCCAUUUGUGAAGCUUUAUUGUUCAUAGCCAACCUUUUUUUAUGAAUAUGUGAGAUGGUGAAGAAAAGCAAAGUUGCAGGGUCAUUGUCCAAUUCCGUCUGUUGGACGAUACAUAUGGAUAAGGUGUUCAUUGAGGUAUUAAAAAAUAAGGAGGUUUCGGAAACAGAUUUGACGGAAAAUUUACUUCAAGGGCGUUUGACAACAUGGUGAAAGCUUGUUUAGGAAUAUUGGAGUUUCCAUUUACCAAGGAUCAUUUGAAGAAUCGCCUCAAGACAUUAAAAAGCAAUUUUGGCGAAGUUAAAGAUCUAUUUAAUGCUAGUGGAUGGGGUUGGGAUGAAGAUACAUCAAUGUUUGAAAAUGAGGACGAAGUUUGGAAAGAAUCAACUCAAGAUAAACAAGAGGCUUCUAAGUGGAAAGCGACACCAUUUUAUCACUUCGACUCAUUGUAUAAGUUGUUUGCCAAAGACAGAGCAAUAGGAGAACUCUCUGGGAUGACUAAGGAGAAGAAAUUCAAAUUGAAAUCAAUUGGGAUCGAAACAAGUACUACCUAGGAGGACAGUACUACUGGAAAUCUUGGUGAUUUAGCUGAUACUUUGAGCUCGAAAAGAAGAGGUAAAAAAGGAAAAGCCGAUGAAGUAUUGCAAAGUGAGCUUCUUACAAUAAAAGAGGGUUUGGAUAAUGUAGCUCAAGCUCUUCAAUAGAGGAAUGCUAUUGUAGAAAAUAGUCGACCUCAAGUUUACUCGAGUGAAGAGGUAUUUCAAGAGUUGACUAAGAUGGAGCUCGAUCCGCAUUUUCGUUGUAGAGCAUACCGUUUUUUAAAUGCAAUACAAGCCAGAAUUCAGGAGCGUUUUAGAUGUCCACCUGAGGAGCGCAAAGCAUAUCUUAUGGAUAUGUUAGAAGAUGACACUUAUACGAACUUUGUAUGCAUUCAAAACUGUUUUUGUCUCUAUUUCAUUUGACACUUUGCUUUCUAAGUUUACCUUUGCCUUUUGCUCAUCCAUGUUGAUUAACGAACAUAUUUACGUUUUGUUUUGUUUUGAUAGUGGAGGUUUUCCUAAUCAUUAUUCAA